AUGGAACAAUCCUGUCGAGCCGUGAAGAGGGCUGUCAUCGCGAGACGUAAUGCACACUCACAAAAACCUAUCCUAGUUAAGGCGAGACAAUUAACGCGCAUUACUUUACGCUAUUCAUGUGUCAACCCUAGCUGUCGGGAGUUACCCAGCGGGCAAAAUGUAGUGUCUGUGGCACCUAUAGAAGUUCCCGACGAGUCAAUGUACCCUCGGUUCGCUGAGCCGAUACCUAACGCCACGGUCACUAUAGGCAGAGAUGCUUUAUUAGCAUGCGUUGUUGACAAUUUGAGGGGAUUCAAGGUAGCAUGGGUUAGAAUGGACACCCAGACAAUCCUGAGCAUCCACCACAACAUAAUAACGCAGAACCCCCGCAUCAGCCUGUCGUACAACGACCACCGGUCUUGGUACUUGCACAUCAAGAACGUGCAGGAGGUGGACCGCGGCUGGUACAUGUGUCAGGUCAACACUGACCCCAUGCGCUCCAGGAAGGGAUACCUACAAGUUAUAGUUCCGCCAUCAAUCAUCGAUAACAUGACGUCUACGGAUAUGGUGGUGAGGGAAGGGUCCGAUGUGACCUUGCAAUGUCGGGCCUCGGGGUACCCGGACCCUUACGUCAUUUGGCGACGGGAGGACGGCCAGGAUUUUAAUUACAACGGAUUAUCAGUGAGCGUCGUGGACGGCGAAACCCUGACAAUAACGAAGGUGUCUCGGCUUCACAUGGGAGCCUACCUCUGCAUCGCGUCGAAUGGCGUCCCGCCCUCAAUUAGUAAGCGGAUCAUGCUUAUGGUGCAAUUUCCACCGAUGCUAUCGAUACCAAACCAGCUGGAAGGAGCUUAUAUAGGGCAGGACGUGACUCUGGAGUGCCACACUGAGGCGUUCCCUUCCUCCAUCAACUACUGGACCACUGACAGAGGAGACAUGAUCAUCUCCGAAAUGGAAAUUGUAGGUGGCAAGUACGAAGCGUUCCCAAUGGACAGCGGGUACAACAAGUUUAUGAUGCUCAAGAUACGGAACAUUACGAAGGAGGACUUCGGCUUUUACAAAUGCAUCGCCAAGAACUCCCUAGGAGAGACCGACGGGAUCAUCAAGCUCGAUGAAAUUCCUGCACCGCCGUCAGCAUUCACUACUUCUCCAAAACCUUUGGACAAUGAAACUGUGAAGAAAAAAGAUCCUAAUCGAGAUCAGAACGACGCGAUCAGCUCAAAUUUUCACGGAGGCUUCGUCCAUAUGGGUUUUGACUUCGGCGGCGACAGCGAUUCAGCAUAUCGUAACAAGAAUUCCAUUUUUCCUUGCUUUUUAUUGUUUCAUUUAAUUUUAGUGCUCAAAAAUAUUCUAUGUUCCUGAUAAAUAUUCUCCUUUUUAGCACAUUUUUCAUUUGUAUUUAUAAUUUCUUAUACAUAAAUGGACAAUAAUUUUCCUUUAAUCUUUACUGUUGACGGCAUCAUAGAAAUAAUUUUUCCUCAAUAUUGAGCACUAAAUAGAAUUAUUUGUAUGUGCCGUUAGAGUAAAUAUUCAUAUAUCUAUUACUAACAGCAAAAUGAGUACACAAAUAAGUUUUUUUUCUUUUAUCUUUAUAAAAUGACUCUGAAUUUGUUCAUGUUGCUAAAGAUACUUAAUGAUUUGUUUGAAAUCGAUUUGUUUGUUAGUAGGUUUCUGUUUAGUUUGGUGACAUGACAUUGGAAAUAAUAAUUGUUCGUAGGUAGUAAGUAAAGUUACCUACAAAGUUUUCUACUACAUCGAUUUUGUAUAAAGACGCCUAAUUAGAUUUGAAUAUUUGGUGAUAGACCGAAUUACCUGUCCACUUUGAAACUUCGUAGAGACUUUCCAAUAAAAUGGGUUAGAUUUGAUGUAACAGUAAUGAAGUAAAAUAAGUAAAUGUACUACUGGCUUAAGCAGAUGAUUCAGAUAAUGAGAAUAUUUCAUUUUAUAUGUGCAAUUGUGCAAACAAAACGCAUUCUUAUACAAUUUUACUGUUAUUUAUAUAUUGACGAUAAAUGUUUCAGACACUUUAGAAUAUUCAACUUAUAAUAACAUUUUAUAAUUUACUCAACUGCCACAGAUGGGACUGCCAAAUAAAUGUGUAAAAUAAA
Amyelois transitella is the source of this 2087-nucleotide messenger RNA. RefSeq names its product lachesin. The transcript has 11 exons. Gene Ontology annotation, cellular component: neuron projection. The coding region runs from base 1 to 1341 and encodes 446 amino acids. The record is from RefSeq and is a predicted model, not a curated record. NCBI's taxonomy places the organism in Eukaryota, Metazoa, Arthropoda, Insecta, Lepidoptera, Pyralidae.